Messenger RNA from Pseudomassariella vexata, 1124 nucleotides. Its product is annotated as Rpp20 subunit of nuclear RNase MRP and P-domain-containing protein. Gene Ontology annotation, molecular function: RNA binding. Gene Ontology annotation, biological process: rRNA processing; intronic box C/D snoRNA processing; tRNA 5'-leader removal. Gene Ontology annotation, cellular component: nucleolar ribonuclease P complex; ribonuclease MRP complex. The transcript is spliced from 3 exons. Bases 126 to 701 code for a protein of 191 amino acids. NCBI's taxonomy places the organism in Eukaryota, Fungi, Ascomycota, Sordariomycetes, Amphisphaeriales, Pseudomassariaceae. The record is from RefSeq and is a predicted model, not a curated record.
CAAGCAACACCUUGUGAUGCAAAAGGAAGAAUUCCACGGUAAAGUGAAAAGCUGGGAGACGCGUCGUCUAAUAGCCCGGACAAACCAUUGCAUGAUAUCACGCUCUACAUAGUGAAUAUCCGACAAUGGCCUCACCAGGCGAAAGCGCAGCAGCGCGAAGACAGAAGCCCAAACAAGCCGCCCCAGCGAAACUACCACCCCUACCCAAGGGCACCACUAUCCGCCAUCGUCCGAUACCCUCCCGCACUCCCCCCACGCGCGCCUCUCACCGCUUCUACGUCAAAUCUUCGACGCCCUUCCGCUCCAUCACGACACGAGUGCGCAAGCAGCUCGUCAAGAACCUGCGCACUUCCUCUUCCACACACCCGCAGGCCCUGACCAACAAGCUGUCCAAGAAAGACAUGUCGCUAUCGAGCCGCAUCUACGCGUUGGAACAAGCGCAGGGGAGUGGGAUUGGACUGGAACAUGCCGGUGAGGUCGUCGUUGCCGGGACGGGGAAGGCGAUUGAGAAGGUGGUCAAUGUGGCUGCUUUCUUUAAGGGUCAGGGUGAUUGUGAGGUCACAUUACGGACGGGGAGUGUAGGAGCUGUGGAUGAUGUGGUGCAGGAGGGGGAGGAUGAGGAAGAGAUGGGUUGGGAGGAUGGGAGCAAAACGCGGGUCAGGAUGGUCAGCUCUUUGGAGGUGUCUAUCAAGUUGAGGUGAGAGAAGACGGUGAGGGGGUCCAUUUCGAUUUUAGAAAUAGCCUUAUUGCUUGCUGCAAAGUUGGAGCAAAGGGUACUUGGUGCAGUUCUGCUUCUGCCCGUCGAGACUGCUUGAGGAAGUUGGACAGCUGUCAUGGAAGACAAUAUGAUGAACGGAACCACUCGUACCGAGCGAGCCCCUUAGUUCCAUCCCAUGGUCCAAGGCAAAUUGCAAGAGGGGGCAUCUACCUAUCAGUGCGUUUUCUUGUCCCAGUUGCAUUAUUAUCGGACCUGUUGUGCAAGACAACCUGAAUUAUUACCAAACUGUUCGUCUCAUGGAGUGUUCUGUGAACGCCGUUUCGCAUCGUUAGGCGACGCUGUGCACCCGAACGAACCGGUAUGUAGCAACAUUGAAUAAAAUACAACUAUCAUUUCAAUUCAUAAA